Mucor mucedo is the source of this 975-nucleotide messenger RNA. RefSeq names its product 4-dihydromethyltrisporate dehydrogenase. Gene Ontology annotation, molecular function: aldose reductase (NADPH) activity. The transcript has 3 exons. Gene Ontology annotation, cellular component: cytosol. Lineage: Eukaryota; Fungi; Mucoromycota; Mucoromycetes; Mucorales; Mucoraceae. The record is from RefSeq and is a predicted model, not a curated record. Bases 5 to 967 code for a protein of 320 amino acids.
AAAUAUGACUAACUUUCUCAACUUGAAUCGUACAGGCGACAAAAUUCCUUUAAUUGGUUUUGGCACUGCUCGUAUUACACAGGAGGCUACUCCUGAUGUUGUUUACACUGCUAUCAAAUCCGGGUAUCGUUUAAUUGACGGUGCAUUAUUAUACGGAAACGAAACUCAAGUAGGCCAAGGCAUAAAAAGAGCUAUUGAUGAAGGCAUUGUCAAAAGAGAAGAAUUGUUUGUAAUCAGCAAGCUUUGGGCUUCCUUCCAUAGUAAGGACGACGUAAGACGUUCAUUUAAUGUUACGUUGGGAAAUCUCGGUUUGAAUUAUAUCGAUCUUUAUCUUAUUCACUUUCCUUUUGCUACGGAAUCUGUUGACCUAAGUCUGCCAAUUACCGGCUUCCUUAACAAGGACAACAAGUUUGUUCUCCAACGUACUCCUAUUCAUGAGACUUGGGGGGCUAUGGAAAAUUUGGUGGAUGCAGGCCUUGUUCGUAAUAUUGGACUUUCUAAUUUUAAUGUACAAAGCAUUCUUGAUUUAUUGACUUAUGCAAGAAUCAAGCCCGCCAUCUUGGAGAUUGAGCUUCAUCCUUAUCUUUGGCAAGAACGUCUCAUUACUUGGGUAAAAUCUCAGGGUAUAGAUAUUAUUGCGUAUGCCUCCUUCGGCAACACGGUAUUUGACGAGGUUCCCCCUGCUACUGCUCAUUUGCCUAUUCUCAUGACCCAACCCACGGUAAAAGAAAUUGCUCAGAAGCAUAACCGAAACAAUGGACAGAUACUUUUAUCAUUUGCGGCUCAGCAAAACAUUAUUGUUAUUCCAAAGAGUGCCCAAGAAUCCCGCAUGAAGACCAACUUGGAUUUGUUCUCUUUUAAAUUGGAUGCAGACGAUAUUAAGCAGUUGAAAGCAUUGAAUGUACAUGCUCGCUUUAGCGAUCCUGUACCCAACACUUAUGGUUUUGAUUUACCUAUCUUUGAAUAAAUAUCAUU